AUGAGACUUGGAAACAUCACCGACUGGCUCGAACAGCUUGAACCGUCAUCUGAGCACGCGAUUGAUGCCACCGUGUCUUGCGGACCUAAACACCAGCAACACCAUCCCCUUUCGCCGCCAGAGUCGCAGAAGAGACAGCGCAGCAUGAGCGCGCAGCGGGAGCCUAAGAGGCAAAAGGUGCAUGACGAUCCCAACAAGACGCCCAGAGGCAACAGCAGCUGGCAAGGAGUAGGGGCCUUCCAGACCGAUUCGCCUACGACUUCUCUGCCUCCACCUUCGGAGCCGCAGUCACAAUCGCAGUCACAAGCAUCCGGCCGGUCCUCACCAUCAAAAGCCCUCGGUGGCUUGGAAAUCAACCCUGAUGGCAUCAAGGGACGGAGGCUAUCUCCCAGGGAUCCACGGAUGCCGCAAAAGCUUACCGAGCUGCUGAUGGAACUGCAAAUGACUACGACCAGUGGGGUUGGCCUGAUAUCCAGUAACUCUAAAGCUGAGAUUAGGGCGGAGGCCAAGAAAGAUCCCGAAUUUUGCCUCUUUCUAGAUCAUAUGUUUGCGGACCCUAAGAACCGUGAUCGGAUUGGUCCUACGCCACCAGUUCAUCAGGUUAUCCAUCUGGUCGCUGAGGCAGCGGAAUGCCACCUGUCAAGGCAGAACGAAGCAGGCUGGAACAUGAUGGUCCAUCACCCGCUGUUAUUCACAGCCAUUUACAGCUCGCGACGACAGAAUCAGCUCGUAGGGUUCGCGCCUUGCACGACAGCAAAGAUCAUCAAGGAAUACGUCUCGACAGCCUCGCAGCCAAAGAUGGUUGACUUCUGCAUAUAUAUGGACCCGACAGUCAAUGAGGCUGCCUCCGAUGCAGUGCAGAUCCUCCGUAGAAUGCUGCCAGCUGGGGUGAUCAACCACACGGACUUCCAACCCCUCCGCGACCGCCCAAUCGCCAUCAGCAUCGAGACCAAGAGCCGAGGUAGGACACAACCAGAGACAGCCGAGCUUCAGCUGGGCACAUGGCACGCAGCGCAGUGGCGAUUCCUGGAAGACCUUGUUUCUCGCACUGGUGGGUCUCUCGAUGACUUGCCCUUUCUGCCGGCGGUGAUUGUGCAAGGCCACAGCUGGAGCUUUGCAGCUACGACGAGGGAGGGCCACAGGACCGACUUGUGGACUGAGUACUGCUUUGGGUCGACGUCUGAUGUUGCUGGCGUGUAUAAGGCGAUAUGGGGGCUGCAGCGGCUGGCUCUCUGGGCGAGGGAAGUGUAUUGGCCUUGGUUUGAGAAGAACGGCCUUGGUGUUGAGGAUGACGAACAUAUACCCAAUAGCGCAGCAUGA
This is a messenger RNA of Fusarium vanettenii 77-13-4, 1320 nucleotides long. RefSeq lists its product as uncharacterized. The transcript has a single exon. The record is from RefSeq and is a predicted model, not a curated record. The coding region runs from base 1 to 1320 and encodes 439 amino acids. NCBI's taxonomy places the organism in Eukaryota, Fungi, Ascomycota, Sordariomycetes, Hypocreales, Nectriaceae.